Molecule: messenger RNA, 4332 nt
Organism: Ciona intestinalis (vase tunicate)
Lineage: Eukaryota; Metazoa; Chordata; Ascidiacea; Phlebobranchia; Cionidae
Source: RefSeq, a predicted model, not a curated record
UUAUUAGUGCUGGUAAUAACUACGUUGUUAAUAGAAUAUUAUACAGUAGAUAUGAGAAAGAGAAAGGGAAAGCGACAGUACUUGACCUUGCACAGCGUUGUACUUGUUCCAUGAUCAUGUAAACACAGCCGUUCGGAUUAAGGAUUAUAGAAAGAUUAAACGUGUAAAAAUUUUAAAACUGUUAUCACAAAUGCAACACUUUAAUACUGUGUAUUUUUUGUAUGUAAUAUAAUCUCAACUUUUAUUACAAAUGCAGUACUUCAAUAAUGUGUAAUUUUUGUACGUAAAAUGGUCUAAUUUUUUAUUAGUAGCGCAAUAAUUGGAUAUACUGUGUUAUGUUACUGUGAAAUGUUUAGAAAAUUUUAAUAUGCAGGACAGUACGCCAAUAACUAUUUUUGUAAAUUUAGAAGUUUUGUAUUAGGGUAGCUUUUAGGAAACUGAAGUACCGUGGAACUAUAUACAAGUUUUGCAUUCUGUUGGUGCGAUGUACUUUCAAAAGUUUCAAGAGGUGGAGUCUAAUUGACCUGUCAAUCAAGAUUUGAAACUGGGGAGAAUUAGCAAUUAUAACGGAUGGAAGAAACAAGUUUGGACCGGAAUGAACUUGACCAACAGAAUGCUGAAGUAAGAACGUUAACUCGAAAUACGAAUGUUGAGACGAAUAUGAAGGAAGCUGAAACGGCUGAAGUCCCUGUAAUACGGGAUGAUAAAGACGACGAAAUGAAUUUGAAAGUUGAAGAGUAUUUGCUACAAUUGGAUAAUGAUGACGAUUACAGUGACGUGUUAUGGGAGGUAAGAAGUGCGGAGUCAUUUUCUGUGGACGAAAAUUCGGAUGAAGAUUCGUUCCCGAUCACAACACGUUCGUGUAGGUUGCUUACGAAAGAUGACGCGCUAUCGUACUCAAGAAAAUCGCUGGUGGACAGUACCUUGCAGUCAAUUCCCGAAACAACCGUUUGCCCUGAAGCACCGGGUAAUGCCGGUAACACAGAUCGAGAAGAAAAGGGAAUUGGACCGAAUACCGUGGAGGAUUCUGGAACCGAGUCAAGUAAACGUCCGUCUGGGUCAGUCAAGUCUGACAAUGAUAUCAAACAAAACAAACUUUCAGCUGAAGUUGAAGUUGAAAAAGAAUUUACCGCUGAAAAGGUUCCAGACGAAAAUCCAAGCAUUGCUCGAGGCAAUGAAACUCAACCAACAGCAAGCAAGUACAAUGGACAAGAUAAAUGUACGCGUACGUGUUCCAACGAUACGUCGCAAUCCGUAUCGUCCAGAUCGGCAAUUUCCGUGUCAGAUAUUCCCAAUAAAAAAAAUCGACGGAAACAUGUUUCGGCCGUAGCGUCCACAGACACUGACUCGACUUCUGUCUCUGGAAAAGCAUCGAAACGAAAAGUUUUGCGCAACUUUAGCGAACGUUCAGUGUCUUCGCUGGUACGUUUUUUCGAUAAGCGAAAGCGUGGCAUCAAAAAGCGUUUCUCUAUACGAAAAGUCGUGGACCUUGGGCGACUUAAAACAUCCGAAACGCAAACUCAGAUGGACGCGACAAACGUUUCGGAAGACCAGUCUCCAAACAAGGACACAGCCACGACAAACCUGCCGCAAACGAAUGCAAUCGACCUCGGGGCGGUUCAGAACGACGCUAUCAAUACAACGAACGACGAAUCACUUACAAACAGCAACAAAUUUUCGUUUCCGUGUCAAAAUUCCGACACCUCACUUUCCCCCCUGUCGUCCCCAAGUUCAAGUCGGAGUGACGUGGUAUGUUAUGAGCCAAUAUAUCCACAGCUUAGCUUACAAGAAGUGACACAAACUUUUAAUACGCUUUCGACGACAGACACCCCCGUAGUAGCCGUAGCGGAAGGUACUGCGCUUCAAAACGGGGACUGUGCCUGUGCAUGCAACGAAAAAGAUUCAAAUAUUAAACCACCAGCUCCAAAAGUGGAAAUAGAACCACCAGCUCCCAAAUUUGAAACAGAAACUGAUACAAACAUUAAAGUACAACCGUCUGAUGCGUCAGAUUCCUCAGUACCUAUACAACAGGAGCCUGUGGCGAUGGAAAUCCCCCCGCCACCACUCACGCCACCAUUUAAAACCAUGGCUCCUGACGCCACGCCAGAUUAUAUCACGCCACAGAUUGACACUAAACCUAUUUCCACAACACCACAUGAUGAAAGCGCCCGACUCUCCCCAGAGGUACAGGACUACUCUGUAGACACCGGAUUUGAAUCAGAGGAAUCUAUAGACUCUGGUUGUCCUAUCGUAACUCCGAAGUUGGAGAAGACAAAAACUGAAAUCAUCGUCGAUGUCCAUCGACCUUCCUCUGCUAUAGAAGCUCCAAAAAAUAAAUCUGUAAAAGUAGCUCCAGUUGAACCUUCCAAACCAACGCCAGCGGUAAAUACUGAAGUUCCAAAGAAAUGCAGCAAAAAGUUGCAUCGCCCACGACAUAUAGAAACACAAACACACACAGAAGACGUGAAACAUAAUCCUCGCAAUCUUCGACAGCAGCAAGAACGUCGCAAAACUCCAAACUCCCUCGCCUCAUCGACCCGAAACUCCGUUGAAUAUGAUGAUGAAACUUUGCAACAGUUGUUCACAAAAGAAAAAGCCUUAACUGUUCAAACCAUGCCAGAUGAAAUCUUCGGGCCGCAAGAUUAUGCCAUGACGGUUUAUCAGCCACAUCUAGCUGUGGGUAACCCGCAAUUUAUGCAUCCGGGUAUGCUAAUGCCAAACGGACAGCAACAUUUCGAUCCAGGAAUUUAUCACCGACAACAAUUCCAGUCUCCAUAUGAUAUACCCCAAAGACCUAGCUUUAUUGAACCGAGACCACAAGAGCCUAUGAGAAUGCAGGAUCCGUAUGCGUUCCACGCACCCCCUCCAAACGCUUACAUGCCCCCACCCCCACAAUUCCACCCUGCUUUUCCUCCCCGAAUGCAGCCGAUGUUUGUUCGCAACCCUCCGCCAUUUAACCCCCGGUUCGAGCAAUACCAACACCAUCAGCACGGCCCACGCGAACCGCCACACCGACCGCCAUUUAUGGAACACAUCGAAAUGCCACAACCUAGGCCACAACGCAUGCGAAUGCCGCCUGAGGAUGCGAACUCUGAAACUUACAUGCGUACAUGGAUGAAUGAAAUUGAGAAUAACUGUGAUCGACUGGUAAUGGACGUCAGUCCAGGUUUUAAGCAAAAUUUUAUCCCCGAGCGUUUUCCGCCUCCACGGAGAGUUAGUUUCGGCGAAGAUUUAGUUCACGAAGACUACAACGGUGAAGAAGCGCACGAGCCCGAUGUAUAUGAUCUUUACCACAACCAGUAUCUACCUCAAACCGACCGCAGCAACUUAGCAUUCGGUCCAGUCAUAGAAAGACGUGGGCGUCCAGGACUAAAUAGGCGAGUCAGCGCAAAACGUAAUCGACCAUCGUUUGAGCAACAAAAGUUCGACGAACACAAGAUGAACGCACCCGAAACGUAUGACGACUUUGUUCAAAGGUUGUCGCGAGAGUUACGGAACCCUGAUCUUGGUUUACACGAAUACAACUUUCGGUGUGAUAUCAUGACUUGUAUAAACCGGUUACAACCAGUUGUGAGGUGGAAUGUACUCUUCCAGUUUUACGAAGAAGCAAUGUCAAGGUUCGAGAGAAUUCUGAUGUCUAAUUUAAGUCCGGUGAACAAGGAGAAGGAAUGGAAAAUGAUGUUAGACAGAAUGGUCGAUGAUAUUCAUUAUUUUAAUGUGGAAUUGUCGCCACGUGAUACCCGAAGACCAUCCAUGACGUCAGGUAUUGAACCAAGAUACCCUUCUAGAUAAAAGUUAUGGAAUUACCGUUUAACAAUACACAGCAUAUGCAAGUCUUACCUCAAAAUAACGAAAAGCUGAACGCAAACAAGGAGAGAGUUUUGAGAAAUCCUUUCGUACAAUGUUCGAACUGUUCUUAUUAUUGCAGUUUUUAUGUUUUAAUAUUUCCACGUCAAGUUUACAUAGACUACUGUGGGAAAAAUGGGGCAUCUUUAGCACAUAAUGUUCAAAUAUCCUGAUUGUGUUUUAAACAUUUAAUAACGAUCUAUAGAAGUGGCAAGAAUACGAUUUUGUAGUUCUCUUCUUUGUUUACUACCAAAUAGGACGAGAAAAUAAAACGAAAAGGUGUUCCAUCUUCCCCCACCCUACUAUAUACCAUACUUGCAACUCAUGGACUCGUACGCAUUUGCUGUUUACAAUCCAUUUUCAAAUCUUGUUUUUUUAUAUAGCAGUAUUGUUGUUUUGAUCACGUUUAUGCAAUGUGAGUAAAAAUUAGGAUUAUGCUUAACGUUUAUUGCACAUGUAGGUUAUAAUAUAAGAAUUUAAAAAUCA